Molecule: messenger RNA, 1368 nt
Organism: Brenthis ino (lesser marbled fritillary)
Lineage: Eukaryota; Metazoa; Arthropoda; Insecta; Lepidoptera; Nymphalidae
Source: the annotation of a GenBank genome assembly
AUGGGACAAGAACUCGACAUUGUUGUUGGUGUUAGAUUGUGUAGGUUUGUGUGGACAGCGUGUAAGGGCGGACAAAAUAACGUGUUCGAGAUGAGGGGCCUUUUCUCCCUGCUGGUGUCGUACAUAUUGAUGUACGCGACUGCGGGUGCACAGAUGAAAAACGACACUAACAUCGUAGAGUUCAUCGGACAGGGGAUACAGAAGGAGAUUCAAACAGUCAAACAGCCUAUUGAUGAAACUAUUGCAUUCGUGGGAUCUUCGCAGUGCAAAAAUGUUAAGAAGUUAUUGGGUGUCUCGUAUGAACAGCUGCAGGGAGAGAGUGAGCCUAAUCUUAACAGCCUCUCAUUGGUUUACAAAAGCAAAGCAUUUAAAGCAACCAUCAACAUAACGCUCGCAUCGGACGUGUUGCGCGAAGCGCGGCAGUACGAGGCAGAUGAGAGACUCAUCAUAUUCGUGCACGGCUUCACGGACGAUCCAAACAAAGGAAGCUUCUCUAACAUCAGCGAAAGUUUCCUAUAUAGUGGCGACAUAAGCACGAUCGCGUUGGACGGCAGCUCGCUCAUCAGAUGGCUGUACUUGCGCUCCACCACGUACGUGCGCUUCAUUGGAAGAAGACUGGGAGAGAUGUUGGCUGGUCUGGUGUACAAGGGUCAGGACCCAAAACACAUCCACAUAAUCGGUCACAGUUUGGGCGCACAUAUAUCUGGGUUUGCGGGUAAAACCUUCGAGAACAUAACCGGUUUCCGAGUGGGGAGGAUCAGCGGCCUGGACCCGGCUGGCCCUUGCUUCAGCCACAUAGAACCUGACUGCAGGUUGAAAGAAACAGACGCAGACUAUGUAGACGUCAUACACACGGAUGCUGGCGUGUAUGGGAUUAGAGAUGCUGUUGGUCACGCAGACUACUUCCCCAACAGCGGGUCAAAGCAGCCCAACUGCCUCCUCCAAAGCUGCUCGCACUCCCGCGCGUGGCAGCUCUUCGGGGUGUCCAUCAUAAACCCUAAGGCGUUCCCAGCGCUCAAGUGUAAGGACUGGGACGCGUUUAGGAAAGGCGAUUGCGAGAAAGAAAUAAGUUACAUGGGCUAUCCCUCGAGGCCCGGCACCAGGGGCCACUACUACCUCCAGACAGACGGCGCACAUCCCUACGGCUUAGGGAUGAAGGGCAUCGAAUACAAGAACAAUGAAGGAAUCGUUCAAAACAUUGGCAACAUAUUGGGAAAAACAAGUACCGGGGUAGUUCAAACUGUGAGUAUCGUUGCGGUUCAAAAUAUGAGCAUCAGUGUGGUUCAAAAUGGGAAACAACUACAGGGAGCAUUGAUUAGCCAUAUCCCAUUGAAGGUGGGCAAUGGAAAGGGUUUGUUAGGGAUAUUU